CCACAUAUUUGUGUUUGAGUACCAGUCGUGCAUGGUCCAGUUUCCCACAAGGAUACCGGUGCAACGAUCAGUCAUCGUAACGACGCAACUUUACGGUCCGUUGCAGUGGAAAUCUUGAACUGCUGCUCGGUUCGACCAAACCUGCAUUUUAGAGCUGGAGGAUAUACAUGGUGAAAGUUCUGGCAAUGAAGAUGAGCAAAGUGGGCAACCAGACCAAUUCGCAGGACCCACAGGCGGUGAAUUCCCGAGUUUUCGUCGGGAAUCUAAACACGUUUCAGUGCAGCAAAACCGAUGUGGAGCGAAUGUUUCAGCGGUACGGCCGUCUGGCAGGAAUAUCCAUGCACAAAGGCUAUGCAUUCGUGCAAUUCACAAAUCCCUUUGAUGCUCGAAGCGCCUGCCUCGGCGAAGAUGGCCGCACCGUACUUAGCCAGAUACUCGAUGUUAAUAUGGUGGCGGAGCCGAAGCCUCACCAGACUGGACGCAAACGCCAAAAUGUGACCAAGACAGGCAACGAUUGGGACUACUAUUACGACAGUUACUACGCGUCGACUGCGUUUCCACCUCGUUUGGCACCACCACUGAAGAGACCCCGACUGAUGCCACCGGCUCGAUCGCAACAUCCGAAACAACAGAAACAACAACCCGCUGCUAACACCACCGCCGUUCCAGAUCUAAAUCAACUGAAAGUCUACAGUAACCCGGACAUCCUGAUCUGCGGUAACUGUAGAGAGAUGUUCACGGACCUGGGAGAGUUGCUCGAGCACAAACGGAAUUACUGCAAGCUGCGGUUCACGUGUAAAUGUCACACCUUCAAUGGAACAGCUCCAAGAGACUCUACGACGGCUCUGCUCUGCGUGCUCUGCAAAGUAUCCUUCCCUUCAGCAUGGGAAUUAAUGGUUCACGCUCAGGCAGCUCACAUGAUCAACAUUUACGAGCUGGGAACUCGUCCUCAGAGUCCAAGGUCUGCUCCCAGCCCUCCACAAAGUCCGGGUCAACAUCAGAAGGAAUCAUCGCCCUUACCACAGGACUUUCAAGAAACCAAAGCUUCAGAUUGCGAGGAACGCGCAGAAGAAGAGGAUCUAGAUAGACACGAAUUAUUGCCGUCCCCUGACAGUGGCAAGUCAACGGACAACGAAGCAGCUUUGUCACCGAUUAAAAUACGAUCUGAUGUAAACGGACUGGACCAUGAAGAAUGCGAUGAAUUGAUCCACGUCGAGAAUACGGCACAGGCUUGCAUCAUGCACGCUCUCAGCAUUGACUCGUCUUUAGAGCUCAACUCUGACACAAACUCCAGGGGAAGUUCUGGCCCAGUCAUGGCGUUGACUAAUGGAUCCUUGUCCGCGAAGGAAUAAGUCGAGAAAGAAUUAGCCAUUGGAACACGGUUUUCCUUGUCCCAAGGAUUCCUGUAACCAGCGCCAUCAACGAGACAUAUCGAUCUCCCUUAAGGAUAACACACCCGUCUGUAUAUAGCUUAAAUGCCUAACAAAUAAUUCAGGGUCGUCCCAUGCCAGAUCUGGGACCUAUUUUGGCCAGUUUAGUAUCAAUGGAUCUCGAGCCGUUCCGAGGAUUCGAUGAACGAGAAAGAUUUAAAGCGUUUCGCCUCCGUUUACGUCCAUCUCGUCGAUUAAUCCUUUUCCUUUUUCCUCUUUUUUCCCUAUCUCUCCACUUCUAUUUCACCCUGGGGAACAACUUCGCCGCAAGACACAUCGCUCCUGACGAGCUUCCACCCGUGAAAUAAUAAAAACGACGAUUUCCUGCUCCCAUUUCCUAAUUUUUUUCUACGAGCUUUAUUCUAAUUCCGGGCAGACACUGGUUACACGGCUGAAAUUAUCAGGGAGGAUUUUUAGGUCGAGAGGAAGUUAACCAUUGAACUGAUAUGUGGGUUCUCAUUAUACUAUUCUUGAUAAUUGAGAGAGUAAUUCAAUAGGUGAUUGUACGUGUGGGGAUUCGGGAAGUUAUAUAACGUGGUAUUAUUCGGUGCGUGGAGAUUUGGCGUGUGGGGAUUCGACGCUUGGUAAUUCAAAGCUUAGGAAUUCGACGCGUG
Molecule: messenger RNA, 2044 nt
Organism: Megachile rotundata (alfalfa leafcutting bee)
Lineage: Eukaryota; Metazoa; Arthropoda; Insecta; Hymenoptera; Megachilidae
Cellular component (GO): nucleus
Molecular function (GO): RNA binding
Source: RefSeq, a predicted model, not a curated record